Messenger RNA from Aspergillus heteromorphus CBS 117.55, 1000 nucleotides. RefSeq names its product NAD(P)-binding protein. The transcript is spliced from 5 exons. Gene Ontology annotation, cellular component: intracellular anatomical structure. The coding region runs from base 170 to 1000 and encodes 276 amino acids. The record is from RefSeq and is a predicted model, not a curated record. Gene Ontology annotation, molecular function: oxidoreductase activity, acting on NAD(P)H, oxygen as acceptor. Lineage: Eukaryota; Fungi; Ascomycota; Eurotiomycetes; Eurotiales; Aspergillaceae.
AGGGACCCUGGAGGUGUAACCGGAUGGAAUCCUUUAUUAGCAGGGCAUCCCGGACUCCACGCGUCUCCCCGCAGUCAGUCACCCCACGUUCGUCCAUUCGACAUCUACACAAUAUCCGUAACCAAGCCAUCGCGAACCCUUUCAACUCACAACCACCACAGCCGUCAAUAUGUCCAUGAGUAAAACCGACAGUGCGACAGUGCGCGAGGGCUUCCCUCGCCCCUUCCCGAACACACCAACAAACGUCCUAGAACAGCUUCGUCUGACCGGAAAGGUCGUCGUCGUUACCGGGGCCGCGGACGGUAUCGGCUACGCGGUGGCGGAGGCCAUGGCCGAGGCCAAUGCCCAUGUCGCGCUGUGGUACAACUCAAAUAAUGCGGCGGUUGAGAAGGCGCGCGAACUGGCUAGCACGCAUGGGAUCAACGCAACUGCGUACAAGGUUGAUGUCUCCGACCCCGAGGCGGUCCAAAAGACCAUCGCAGAGGUCGUCAACGACCACGGGAAAAUAGACGUGUUUGUUGCGAAUGCCGGAAUGGCCAUUUCCAAACCCAUCCUAGAGCAAACCCUCGAUGAGUACAGGAAACAGAUGGCGGUGAAUGUCGACGGCGUCCUCUACUGCGCCAAAUACGUCGGAGAGGUCUUCCACCGACAGGGCUUCGGUAACCUGAUCAUCACCUCCAGCAUGAGGGCCCAUAUCGUGAAUGUUCCUGUCGAUCAGCCCGUCUACAACGCGAGCAAGGCCUUCGUGACGCAUUUGGGGAAGUCGCUGGCGCGCGAGUGGAGGGAGUUUGCCCGGGUUAAUGUUGUCUCGCCGGGCUUCUUCGAUACGAAGAUGGGGGCUGGGCCCGAAUCUCUGCAGGAGGCGUACCGCAUGUCUGCGCUGGGGAGGCAAGGUCAUGUCAAGGAGAUUAAGGGGCUGUAUCUGUAUCUUGCGAGUGAUGCGUCGACGUACAUGACUGGGAGUGAUGUAUUGAUUGAUGGGGGGUAUGUGUUGCCUUGA